CCUCCAACUUGCUCCAGUACGUCGAUGCUCUUGAGCACCCUUGUCCCUUCAAUCUCCUUAGAAAUCGUCACCCUACUCAAAAAUAACGGAAUAAUAACAGACAGAGACCUCUUAUUCCAGGAAUCUGCUCUCGACAUAUACCUAAAGUUACCUCGCGACGCGUUAACACUACCGCAACUUCGUGCAUUCAUCGUACGCGUUACAGAGCUGCUUUCUGCCCCAGGAAUUUGCUCUGCUGAUAUACCAGAUGCUCCUCAUUCAAAACUACUUACAGGUGUUGCCGAAUUGGAUGCUCUCACGGAUGGCUUUGCUAGGUCGCAAAUAGUUGAAAUUUCUGGGGACAGAGGAUCAGGAAAGACGGCAUUUGCGUUGAAUUUGACUGUCCGUUAUCUGCAGGCUCAGCGGGACUCCGUUGCACUAUGGAUUGACACGCGUGGCGAGUCCUCACCUGACCGAGCCUACCGUAUCCAGACUUCAAUGGACCCAGAGGCCUCAGACGUCUUGGACCGGCUGCAGAUUUCUGUGGCAUUCGAAAUUGAGGCUGUCUAUGAGGUUCUGUGGGCACUUCCAGCGUUGCAGCAACGCGUCGGCUGCAUCUUUAUCGAUAGCAUUACUCCUAUACUACGAACCAACCUGAGCGCUGUUUCAUCUCAAGGGCAUGCCAUCAUGAGUGGCUUCAUGCAACAAUUACGUUCAUUGGCCCAGGCUCUCUCUUUGACAGUUUUCGUCAUCAACGACGCUACUGCCCUUAGAGGAGAUAAUUCCCUGUCCGCCUUUGAUUGGACCACGAAGAAGCCAGCUCUCGGCCCCUCGUUUUCCUUCAUGAGCGAUUCAACCUUAUGGCUUUCAAGAUGUCAGGAUCAAGGCGACGCAGAAAUCUAUGUCGCUGAAAUGCUUCAUUCCCGGUCUACAGUUAGUUUGUUCAAUCUUCCUUGAUGUGAGCUUACGCAAGUCGUAGCAUUCGAACACUUGGACGUGUUUUCGGA
Molecule: messenger RNA, 986 nt
Organism: Desarmillaria tabescens
Lineage: Eukaryota; Fungi; Basidiomycota; Agaricomycetes; Agaricales; Physalacriaceae
Product: P-loop containing nucleoside triphosphate hydrolase protein
Exons: 4
Coding region: 25-936 (303 amino acids)
Biological process (GO): double-strand break repair via homologous recombination; DNA strand invasion; reciprocal meiotic recombination
Cellular component (GO): centrosome; Rad51B-Rad51C-Rad51D-XRCC2 complex; replication fork
Molecular function (GO): four-way junction DNA binding; ATP binding; ATP-dependent DNA damage sensor activity
Source: RefSeq, a predicted model, not a curated record